AUGCACACAGCAGGUGUAGCAGAGCUCUGCCACAUACUUGAGAAGCCUUUACAUAGCAGCCAACUCCACCAGAAGAUCAUUGGCAGCCUCCUCCUGCUGUUCACAGUGACCUUCUUCUGUAGCAGCUCAGAAGCUGCUAGUCUGUCUUUAAGAACUGUGGACUGCAGCAUUUACAAGAAGUACCCAGUGGUGACUAUCCCUUGCCCCAUCACAUACCUGCCUGUGUGUGGUUCUGACUACAUCACCUAUGGGAAUGAAUGCCACUUGUGCAUUGAGAGCUUGUGAGUACCUCAUGGGGGCAGGGAGGGGGAAGAAGCUGGGGCCAGUGCCCUCCACUGCAAACCUCUCUUCUUUCCAUGAGUCUGCUUAGCUCUCCCUGAGCUGUACUUAGUCCCACCCAGAAGCAGCAGGUGUGGAUAGAAAACUGACCACUUCAUAGUCAGGCCAGGGAUGGGCCUCCAUUAUUUGCUCAACCAUUCAUUACAGAACCUCAACUCCUAUCUCUCAGUUGAAGUCCGAAAAUAGCAUGAGUUUUCAAAUUGCUGCCCCAGAGUCCAGAGAUACUGUAGAGGCAAUCAGAAGUCAC
Molecule: messenger RNA, 586 nt
Organism: Myotis lucifugus (little brown bat)
Lineage: Eukaryota; Metazoa; Chordata; Mammalia; Chiroptera; Vespertilionidae
Product: serine protease inhibitor Kazal-type 7-like
Exons: 4
Coding region: 1-285 (94 amino acids)
Molecular function (GO): protein binding
Source: RefSeq, a predicted model, not a curated record